This is a messenger RNA of Polyodon spathula (Mississippi paddlefish), 3800 nucleotides long. RefSeq names its product CRACD-like protein. Lineage: Eukaryota; Metazoa; Chordata; Actinopteri; Acipenseriformes; Polyodontidae. The transcript has 12 exons. The record is from RefSeq and is a predicted model, not a curated record. The coding region runs from base 659 to 3460 and encodes 933 amino acids.
AUUUUUUAUUUUUUUUUGUAAAUGAAAGUGAAUACCUGUUGUGGGUCCUAAAAAGAAAAAAAGAAAAAAAAAACAGUCAGUCACCCACGAGAAAAUCUAAUGUAAUUGGAAACGUGCAGACCGGCGCAUGUCUGUAUAUGUAUCCGUCUGUCUCGCUUAGUCCAGUGUAGCUUUCCUCCUUAUAAGGAAAGUGGGUGGUGACGCAGCUUGGGUUCCAAUACCCGAGUGUGUCCAACACUGAUUACAAAAAAAAAAAAAACCCUCUGAUGUCACACUGUUUUGGUGGAAGCAGCAAAAUACUUCAAAACAGGCUGAUUUGUAAGUAACACGUUAUUUAAACAAGUGCUGUCAGUUACGCUUCUUAAAAAUCACUAUUUGUUGCCGAAGUGUUUAUCAUGGACAAAGAGCUCAGUCCGUUUUACUUCCAGAGAGCCGGGUUCUAGCUUGCGUUGCUGUAGAGAGAGCAGCAGCACACAUCUGGGGCAUCAAUUCGAAAAGCAAAAGUUCCAGAUGCUCCGUUAGUUUGGGCGCUGGGAUACGGAUUGGACACGCUGGGUCUGCAGCGCGUCUACACACCUUCAUGAAAACAAAGCAGAUUUCAGUGCAGACCCCUCGGUGAAGAAGACAUCAUUUAGAUCGCUUCAACGAGUUCGGUAUUAUGGCUUCGGGACUUCCAGAUGCAGGUCCGACGCUGGAGCCAAUGGAGAAGGCUGAGGAAUGCCCAGGAAAGAAAAAGUCAAAAUUCCAGACGUUCAAGAAUUUUUUUGUCAAGAAGAAGAGAAAAGAGCCGUCCGCGCCCGGCGGGGAGAGUGUUUUAAAGCAGAGCCGGUCCAGCGUCAACGUCAGCAGCCCAGACCAGGUGGAGGUCUCGUCAGACUCUGAGGAGGAUGAGACGGGGUCCAAGGGCAGCAUGGGAAACAAGGCCCUGUCACAUGACAGCGUGUUCGUUUCUGAUUCGCCCUCGUUGGAAGCCAAUGACGGCUUGGUGUCUUCUCAAGAAAACAUCCCGGGGAAGGUGAAGUCUUUGCAGCUGCAGCAGGCUAUCAGAAUGGACUCCACUCUUGCUGUUACCCCAGGAAAGAAGUCUGAUGGCGGUGGGGCUCUGUCGGAGGAUGAUGGUCUUCCCAGGAGUCCCCCGGAGAUCUGUACUCUUUACACGGUGCUGACUGGCUCCACUAACAGGCCACCCAACCCCAUCCAAAGACACAGUUCGUUGAGUUUAGAGGGGACAGACAGUGAAGAUGAUGAACAGGCGUGCACUGAUGCCUCCUCCAGCCUGGCAAACCCCCUGGCGUCGCCCGGCAGAGCACCCCUUCCUGCUGACUUCAGUAGCCCUGCGACCCCACUGGCCUGCCUGGACAACUCUGCGGCAAAACACCGGAUCGCUGUCAAGCACAAGGCCUGUGCCAGGAGGAAGCCUGCCGGAAGAGGGGUUUUAGGAUGCCUGAAGCCCAAGAGUUUUACUGGAGAGGUUCCGAAGAAAGAUGAUCAACAAAGAUAUGAUACAAGAAUAGCAGAAGAAUCUACAGAUCAGAACAAAGAAGAGGCAGGUUUGGUUACACAACAAGAGGACAGUGAAGAGCACAAUUGCAAGCUGAAAGAAAUGACUUCAGUCCAAUCGCAGGCUGCUGCACAGUCUAGGACAUCCGAAGAGACAACAGCCAGUCCUAUAAGGCACAGCGAGCCUCCAAGCACACAGGGAAGCUCCGAGCAGCAGCAACACCAUCCUUCAAACCCUGCUCCUGAGUGUAAAGGUGUUUCGGAGUCCUGUAUCCCAUCCCCACCGGAGAGUGGGCCUGAAGUCCAGGAAAGUUCGUUGACAAGUAUGCAGGAUAUCAGCUUUGGAGAUGGUGUUACAGAGGCAAAAUGCAAGCCUGCAGAGGAUGAAGAACCCAGAUCCUUUUCUGAAGAAGUUCCAAAUUCCUCCAACAGUCCUUUAUCAUUUACAUGUGUGCUAGAAUCUGAGGCUGCAAUCUUAGAAACAGAUUCUAGCAUGGAGGGCACAGGCACUGGCACUCUGGAGGAAUGGCCAGAAUCUGGUUCCAGCAACUGUGAGCCCAGUCUCUCCAAUCUCAUUGACACUGAAGGACAUCCUACAGCUGAAGAACAAGCCAAGCAAAAAGGAGCAUUGAAAAAAGACGGAGAAACACAGCUUGAUGACAACAAGGACGUAGCUGGUGCAACUGAAGACUCAGCCAAAGAAGACAAUGAAGUACCGAGUGGACUUCAAAUAGAAGAAGACUUGAUGCUUAAAGAUGAUACCAAGAAUGAAGCAGAACCAGAAGACACAAGGAGAGCAGAACUAGCCUCAGAUGAGGAUGAUAUUCUAGUGACAGAAGAUUCUGAUUCUGUACAGCAUUCUGUGCAGGACUUAAAAUCUACUGCAGAGCAAUCAAUCCAGCCUUUGCAAGACAACAGUUCCCCGUCACAGCCAGCGAAUGCGAGCUUGCCUCUCACUGUUCUUAACCUACACGAAGCCUUAGCAGCCAAUUCUGAUGAGUCCUUCGGUAAAGCAGACCAGCCUGCAGCAGAUGCUUGUCUUAAAAGAGAACAACAGUCUAAUUUCUCAGUGGGGCAGAAACAGAUUAGCAGUCCUGCACGCAAAGCCCGGUUCACCAUCGCCCCAGCCUGGCACAGGUCUCUGUCAGGGGGAUCACAGCAGAAGGACACUAAUUUCCUGUCACCGAUUGUGCCCGAGUCAUUUGAAGAAGUCAAGGACUCUGAUAGCAAAUGCACGGAAAUAACAAUGGAAACGUCACCCACAGGGAAGCCAGAAGUCCCAGUUGUACCUGACAGAGGCCAGGUGCCCUCCGCCCACCCCGUCCUGAAAGUGCACCCCAGCCGUGAAGCUCCCAGCAGCGAUAACCCUUUCGGUAUCAGGCUGAGAAGAACCUCGGCCUUGCUCAAAUACAGCUGUGAGAGCUCGGCAGAGCCUGUGGCAGCGGCACUUACAGCAGAGCCAGCUGUCUGUAGCAAUGAAGUGGUGAAGGCACCCCGGGUUGAUUCAACAGGCAGCAAGCCUGCCUUGCCUAAAAAGCCAGAACUGUCAGAGGAGAAUGCUGUCAUUUGCAGUAAAACGGCAGAGAGAGCUGGAGGAAGGUCAUCCUCCCCCACCUGGGUCACUGUGGCCAAACAGAAACAGAGAGUCUAUCAAGAGCACGUCCUCAGCAGGGAGCCAUCCUUGGAAGAGACAGCGGACAGGAACCCCAGUGCUGAGAAGGAUGAUUCCCUGAGACAAACCACACUCUCUGCCUCACUUAGUAGUGAGCUUUCAUGUUCAACAGUAACAGCAGGGUCCUGCUCUUCAGAGAUGUCACAGCAUGCUACGCUGGAACAGGAAGAGAAGAGGCCGUCAGCAUCCAGCCCUGGAGCCCUUGCCAGCACAGCAGAGCCUCCCUGGCUAGCAAUCGCCAAGAAGAAAGCCAAAGCAUGGAGCGACAUGCCUCAGAUCGUACAGUGAGGAGGAGGAGGAGGAGGAGAGGGACUGCACAGAACAGUACCUGCCAUUCCACAACCCAGUGGUCUUUAUAAAGAAAUAUAACUGAACAGAUUUGCACAUGUCACUUGAGAUAUCUCUGUGUUACGUUGAGUAACUUUGUUAACACAACUAAACUCCUGUACAUGGCUCUGUUCAUUACCACAGUAUGUGUAAAAACAGUGUUGAGAGAAUUCACUAAUUCAUGCAUUCUUUAAUACCAAAUAUGUGGGCAUGUGAAGUACACUUGUCCUCAGCUUUUAACAGUAGAGAUAUUGUUGGGUUUUUUUGUCAAUUAAAAUAAAUACUUUUUUUGUAUAUACUA